This is a messenger RNA of Carassius carassius (crucian carp), 3818 nucleotides long. RefSeq names its product MORC family CW-type zinc finger protein 3-like. The transcript is spliced from 19 exons. Gene Ontology annotation, cellular component: nucleus; PML body. The coding region runs from base 40 to 3324 and encodes 1094 amino acids. Lineage: Eukaryota; Metazoa; Chordata; Actinopteri; Cypriniformes; Cyprinidae. Gene Ontology annotation, molecular function: zinc ion binding; ATP hydrolysis activity. The record is from RefSeq and is a predicted model, not a curated record.
AGGAAGUUUUGUAUCGUCGCGGGUUAGUGCAUAUCAAGGAUGGCUGCUGUGCAAACAGAGAGAGGAAUACCGCUCAGUGCGCUUAAUCCAAAGUUCCUUCACACCAACUCCACCAGCCACACUUGGCCCUUCAGUGCUAUUGCAGAGCUGAUAGACAAUGCUUACGACCCAGAUGUGAGUGCCAAACAGUUUUGGAUUGAUAGGACAUCAAUCAGAGGUCAAGACUGUCUAAUUUUCAUGGAUAAUGGCGCAGGAAUGAAUUACGAUAAGAUGUACAAAAUGCUCAGUUUUGGCUUCAGUGACAAGGAGACUAUAAAUGGCCAUGUCCCUGUGGGCCUCUACGGCAAUGGAUUCAAGUCUGGUUCCAUGCGCUUAGGAAAGGACACCAUUGUGUUUUCCAAGAAUGGAGAGUCGAUGUGUGUGGGCCUUCUGUCCCAGACGUAUCUUCAGGAGAUACAUGCGGAGAACGUCAUUGUACCCAUCGUCUCAUUCAAACGCAUCGGACAGUCAUUCCGACCUGAGUCACAACACGCGGCAAGUCUUCAAGAUAUCCUGCGCUACUCUCUGUUCCAGACAGAGGCGGAGCUUCUCUGUGAGCUCAAUGCCAUCAAUGCACUCUAUGACACAGAUUCCACAGGAACACGAAUAAUCAUCUGGAACCUCCGCAAAACAUCCACAGAUAAAUCAGAGUUUGACUUUGACACAGACCGCUAUGACAUUCAGAUCCCAUCUGAAGUAUAUGAGAGUGAAAAGGAGAAAUACAAGCAACAGUCUCACUCAUUUCAGUCAAGCCCAGAUAGCGAUUUCUCCCUGCAGGCAUACUGUAGUAUCCUAUACUUGAAGCCCAGAAUGCAGAUUAUCAUUCGUGGACAGAAAGUGAAAACCCAGCUGAUCUCUAAAAGCCUGGCAAACAUUGAAAAGGAUACAUACAAACCCAACUUUCUAAAUAGAGAAAGCAUUCCCAUCAUAUUUGGCUACAACACAAAGAGCAAAGACCAUUAUGGAGUCAUGAUGUACCAUAAAAACAGGCUCAUCAAAGCCUAUGAACGUGUUGGAUGUCAAACCAAGCCAAAUGGAAAAGGAGUGGGAGUCAUUGCAGUGAUUGAGUGCAACUUCCUUAAGCCAACACACAACAAGCAGGACUUUGACUACACAGAAGAGUACAGGAAAACCAUGAACAUUUUGGGUGUGAAACUGGAAGAUUAUUGGAAAGCAAUCCGCCAUAAAAAGGGAUUAAGCAAUACAGUAUCUAUGGAAGAUAUCCCGAAGCGUCCUGAUCAGAACUGGGUUCAGUGUGAUGAUUGUCUGAAAUGGAGGAAACUUCCAGAUGGAAUUGACAUGAAUAAGCUCCCUAAAAAAUGGUUCUGUCGAUUUAAUCCAGACCCCCAGUUCAGGCGAUGUGAAGAACCAGAAGAAGCUGAAGAUUCUGAAGAUGAAACUUCAGACUGCCUGAAAACAUACAAACAGUAUGAGAGAAACCUCAAAAAACAGCAGGAACAGCAAAAAUCUCAGGUAACAUCCUCUCAGAUGGAAGAAACCAGGUUGAGGCAGGAACAGCAGAAAACUGCAGAGCUGCGUCAAAAGAACGAGAAUCUUAAAAGGAAAGUUGACCUAGUGUGUCAGCUGUACCAAAAAAGCCCUUCCUCACCCAGAUCACCCCCUUUGAAAGCAAUGAGCCCUUUCAAUCCAAUGACCCCUUCACAGUCUGCUUCUAGCCCCUCGGACAGCAUGCCAGUGAUUUCAAAUGUCAGGUCCCUUUCCACUCCUAAAAGAACAAAGACAGGUCUUGAUUUAUCCCAGAGCCAUCUUGUAAAAAGAGCAAGAACAUUACAUGACCACUGUAGCGAUACACCAGGUAGUCCAUCAACAUCCGCAGCUACAUCAGAUGUCAUAACCUCACCUUUGGCGAUCGCAGACGAUGAUGGCAAUGCAGUCAACGAAAACAAUGUAGAGAGCAGUGACGAUGAUGAUGUUGUUAUUGAUGAGACCAACAGCACGCCAAGACGUAAACCCUUUGACCUUUCUAAGGUGAAGAUGGAAAAAAAGACCAGUGAAGAUGCACCAGGAUUAUAUAUGGAGUGCAGUGAUCAAGCUUCUGUGGAAACUGAAAACACCGGAAAGGAAACAAUGGAGGCAUCGACCUCCAGUGGCCAAACAAGCAUAACAACCCAAACAGAGCAUUUCAUUAUCAAGGCGGAGAAAGAUGAGCAGAUAAGAAAGGAAGAAGGUGAGAUCAAGAAAGAAGAGACUGAGAAUGAUGCGAGAAGGAUGGAACAGAGCGCUAUUAAGGUGGAAAGCAGGACAAGUACCGAUACAGAAAUCAAAGGCCCCAUGGAAAUAGAGAGAUGUAGUAGCGUAGAAGUUUCCAGACCAAAUCUUGAAGAAACAGAGAAGACACCUAAGGAGAAUAAGAUCAGUUUUGAACAACAUGCAAAGUCAGAAAACCAGGAAGGUAUGGCAUCAACUUCCAAGACCUCACUUUUUUCUGACAUAGAUAUAAACCUUAUGCCAACACUUGAAGCACAGAAGCAACAGGAUAACCUGCUAGAUCUUCUAGAGGCCACAGCUUGGGAGAGAGAUGAAUUCAGAGAGCAAGCUCAGGAGAAAGAAAUCAAGCUUUUAAAUCUCACUGUAAGGAAGAAGUGCAGCCAUCAGAGCAUCCAGACAGAUCCAUCAGAGGAACAGAACUAUAAGACUCUCUACUUGCAGGCCACCGAGUCCAUCAACAAGCUUACGCAAGAGAGGGAUGAGCUAAAAGUGAAACAGCAGGAGUUGUUGCAAAUCAAAGCUGAAAAAGAGGCACAGGAUGAGGCUAAGAGGAAGGAACAAUCGUCAACAACGAGCAUUUGUGAAAAUGUAGAUGAUGAAAUGGCUCUUCAGGUGGAUCUUCUUCUAAGAGAGCUGGACAAUCGCAACAAUGAAUGCAAUGAGCUGAGAAUUAAGUUGGAGAGCUUGGUGCAGGAGAAAGCUCACUGGGUACAGUUGCAGAAGGAAGUAGAAGAGCUGAGGAAACAAAGAGAGGCGUGGAGCAAUGCAAGAGAGCAAGAGACUCUGAAGGACAGUGACACUAGUUCAGAACAAACAUGCAGCACAAGAUCAGCUGCAAACCUUGUGAAUGGGAUCCAAAAGCAAGGAGAGAGCAGUAAAAGACCCGUCGAGGGAGAAAACGCAGUGAUGCCGGCCAAGCUGAGGGAGCUGCGGUGCAGCAUCGCCCGGUUAUUGGUCACUUUUGUUCCUGCCUUGGACCUCGACCAAGUGAACUAUGAUUGUGAGGUCAUAGAUGAGAUUUUAAACCAGGUCAUACAGGAGAUUUCCCCUCCUUAGACCACCUUUACUUAAAGCCAGAUGCCAAAGUGUUCAGCCUAGGUUAUUGGUUUGUUCAUGGUGACUCAAUGUUCAAAUUUUAUUCCACUCUGAAAACAUAAUAUUAAAUUGUUACGUUUUAUUUAUUUACAUAUUUUUCCUGAUUAACACUUGCAGUUCUUUGGGCAAGUUUUACAUUGUUUUACACAUUCUUAUUCUUUUAAUCACUGGAAUAGGAAUAAAUUGUUUCAAGGAUAACGUUUGACCUUUAUGUAAAAAAAAAAACGUUUUGCUUGAUAGCUUACAAACGUUUAAGGUUUCUAAAUUUUUUCUGAUAUGCAGUUGUUUGUAUUUCUAAUAAAAGAAUACUUAUACUCAAUUGUAAUUGGAGAAAAGCUGUAGUAAAUGCUACUCAAAUUGUGUACAGGCAGUUCUGUGUAUAAUAUUGUACAUAAUGCUGCUUUUGAAAAAAAAAAGUUCAAUAUAAAAUAAAUUUUAUACUUGUUUGAUUCAAA